Syngnathoides biaculeatus (alligator pipefish) is the source of this 3387-nucleotide messenger RNA. It is a transcript of the gene aco2, whose product is annotated as aconitase 2, mitochondrial. NCBI's taxonomy places the organism in Eukaryota, Metazoa, Chordata, Actinopteri, Syngnathiformes, Syngnathidae. The record is from RefSeq and is a predicted model, not a curated record. Gene Ontology annotation, cellular component: cytosol; mitochondrion. Gene Ontology annotation, biological process: tricarboxylic acid cycle. Gene Ontology annotation, molecular function: aconitate hydratase activity; 4 iron, 4 sulfur cluster binding. The transcript has 17 exons. The coding region runs from base 60 to 2408 and encodes 782 amino acids.
UUUGCCAUAUAAAUGGUGUGACGUCACUGCCAAUCGCCACAUCUUUGUCAGUGAACAAAAUGGCGACCUACUGUCUCACCGUCGCGCGGCUCCAGCUUGCUCUGGGCCACGGCGCGCGGCGUCUGCACGUCUCAGCCGCUUACCGAGCCAAGGCCCAAGUGUCCAUGAGCCGUUUCGAGCCCACCUCUUUUGUCAGCUACGAGACGCUCCAGUCUAAUGUUGAUGUUGUGCGAAAAAGACUCAACCGACCUCUCACCCUCUCGGAGAAGAUCGUAUACGGGCACCUGGAUGACCCCCACAACCAAGAGAUCGAUCGUGGGCGCACCUACUUGCGGCUGCGACCUGACCGCGUGGCCAUGCAGGACGCCACCGCGCAGAUGGCCAUGCUCCAGUUCAUCAGCAGUGGCCUGCCGCAGGUGGCGGUUCCCUCCACCAUCCACUGUGACCACUUGAUCGAGGCCCAGAUUGGUGGGGAUCAGGAUCUGGCUAGGGCGAAGGAAGUAAACCAAGAAGUCUACAACUUCCUUGCAAGUGCUGGUGCGAAAUAUGGAGUUGGUUUCUGGAAACCGGGUUCUGGAAUCAUCCAUCAGAUCAUCCUGGAGAACUACGCCUACCCUGGUGUGAUGCUCAUCGGCACAGAUUCCCACACCCCAAACGGUGGCGGACUUGGUGCCAUCUGCAUCGGAGUCGGCGGCGCUGAUGCCGUGGAUGUCAUGGCGGGUAUCCCCUGGGAGCUCAAAUGUCCCAAGGUGAUCGGGGUAAGACUGACAGGUUCCCUCUCUGGCUGGACAUCACCAAAAGAUGUCAUCUUGAAGGUGGCGGGCAUUCUGACGGUCAAAGGCGGCACCGGAGCUAUCGUCGAGUACCACGGUCCGGGUGUCGACUCAAUUUCCUGCACUGGAAUGGCCACCAUUUGCAAUAUGGGAGCAGAAAUUGGUGCUACAACUUCAGUGUUCCCCUACAACCACCGCAUGAGGACCUAUCUGGAGAAGACAGGACGUGGAGAGAUCGCUGCGCUGGCUAAUGAGUACUCGGACCUACUGGUGCCAGAUAAAGGCUGCGAGUACGACCAGGUCAUCGAGAUCAAUCUGGAUGAGCUGAAACCCCACAUCAACGGUCCAUUCACCCCAGACCUGGCUCACCCAGUGUCUCACGUGGGUUCUGUGGCUGAGAAGAAUGGCUGGCCACUGGAGGUCAAAGUUGGUCUGAUUGGCAGCUGCACCAACUCCAGCUAUGAAGACAUGGGCCGCGCCGCCUCUGUGGCAAAACAGGCUUUGGACAAAGGCCUGAAGUGCAAAGCUCAGUUCACCGUCACACCAGGCUCAGAGCAGAUCCGCGCCACUAUUGAAAGAGAUGGUUAUUCCAAGAUCCUAGGUGAUGUUGGAGGUGUAGUCUUGGCCAACGCUUGCGGACCCUGCAUCGGACAGUGGGACAGGCGUGAUGUGAAAAAAGGUGAGAAGAACACCAUCGUGACCUCCUUCAACAGAAACUUCACAGCCAGGAAUGACGCCAACCCUGCGACGCACGCCUUUGUCACGUCCCCUGAGAUUGUCACUGCCUUGGCCAUCGCUGGAACGCUCAACUUCAAUCCAGAAACCGACUACCUGACGGCCCCCAACGGCGAGAAAUUCAAACUGGACCCCCCUAAUGGAGACGAGCUCCCGGCCAGAGACUUUGAUCCGGGUCAGGACACCUACCAGCACCCGCCUCCUGAUGGCACCAGCCUCAAGGUGGACGUCAGCCCUAAGAGCAACCGAUUGCAGCUGCUGGAACCCUUUGACCAGUGGAGUGGGAAAGACCUCGAGGACCUGAGGGUCCUCAUUAAGGUGAAGGGCAAGUGCACCACUGACCACAUCAGCGCCGCCGGUCCUUGGCUCAAGUUCCGCGGCCACUUGGACAACAUCUCCAACAACAUGCUGAUUGGCGCCGUCAACAGCGAAAAUGAUGCCAUCAACUCUGUGAAGAACCACCUGACGGGGGAGUACGGCGGUGUGCCAGAUGUGGCUCGUCACUACAAGGCCAACAGCGUGUCGUGGGUUGUGGUGGGGGACGACAACUACGGCGAGGGGUCCAGCCGAGAGCAUGCCGCGCUCGAGCCCAGACAUCUUGGCGGAAGAGCCAUUAUUGUGAAGAGCUUUGCCAGAAUCCACGAAACUAAUCUUAAGAAGCAGGGCCUGCUACCUCUGACCUUCAGCAACCCAUCAGACUAUGAUAAGAUCUGCCCCGAUGACAAGAUCUCCAUCAAAGGACUUGAAACCUUCACACCUGGAAAGCCUCUGAGCGCCAUCGUGAAGCACAGCGACGGCACCAAAGAUGUCCUGGAGCUCAACCACAGCUUCAACGAAACGCAGAUCGAAUGGUUCAAAGCUGGUUCCGCUCUCAACAGGAUGAAGGCACUCCAGAACUGAGGGAUCAACCCGGGGGGGGAUAAUCAGCGGGGGAGUUUGGGAAGGAUUAUGUAAAGAUUGUUUCAUGAUCUAUCUGCAUCAGACUGAAGUGUCAGUGUACCUCGCAGAUAUCCGCAUGUCACUCUCUCAUCCAAUCAAACAACAACUGCUCUGUGGUCCUGUUCCUGUUAUUCAUUACAGUACUGUACAUGACAUUAUUGACACAGUUGCAUGUUAAGCGUUGCGCUCUCAUGUAGCUGCUCGCUGAUGUUCUCAGUGUUUUAUACUAAUGGGUCAGAAUGUGACCACCGGAGCUCCAUCUUGAUCAGAGUGAGUCAAGCAGUUUUGUUGUGGUGGUGUUGUGCAUGCCACACAUUUAACUACAGUUUUGUGCUUGUUUGUGACCGUUUUGGGGCUGCGGCGUCUUCACAGAACUUUUCAAAACAAUUGAACCAAACUUGUGAUUUCCACUUAGCAUUUCUUGAAUUAUUUCACCCUCCCGCAGCACUUUUUGGGGUUUGUUUUUUGGAAUAUUCUGCCAUCAUAUCUGUUGGUCAUUUGUCCUCAUUCUUUACCUCAAAAAAUAUGUAAGGGUUGAAUGUGAAAUUUCCCCUUUCUGAUAUUUAUUUCCCUGGUUUAUUCAUCAGAAUGCUUUUUGUUCCAUGCUCUCAUGACGGUUCCCCCCCCCCCAACAUGGAAAGGUUACUGAGGGCAAGGAAGCAAAAUUGAUGUAAUACUGUUACCACUGAAUUAUGUUUGUAUGUAUGUAGAAAAUGAAACUGUCAGAUGAAGUUUGGUUCAGCUGAUGAAGGGAAAUAAUUUUUGUCUGUAUUUAAAAAAAAAAACUACAUAAAUUGUCACUUUUAAACAUGUCAUGGUUAUCUGUGCUCUGCCUCAAAAUUCACAUUCAUGUAAACUAUCUUUAUGCAUUUCAUUUCUCCCAGAUGAUCUGUGUUAAGGAGAGCCAAAUGGAUUGUAGAAUAAACACUGACAGAUCUCA